Messenger RNA from Mycotypha africana, 282 nucleotides. RefSeq names its product UcrQ family protein. The record is from RefSeq and is a predicted model, not a curated record. NCBI's taxonomy places the organism in Eukaryota, Fungi, Mucoromycota, Mucoromycetes, Mucorales, Mycotyphaceae. The transcript is spliced from 3 exons. The coding region runs from base 1 to 282 and encodes 93 amino acids. Gene Ontology annotation, biological process: mitochondrial electron transport, ubiquinol to cytochrome c.
AUGGGUGGACCUGAAGGAAAAGCUUAUAUGGGUUGGUGGGGUCAUAUGGGAGGACCUACACAAAGAGGUGUUGUAACAUAUAUGAUAUCUUCAUUUGAACAAAAGCCUUUUGCUGGCGCUCUUCACAAUGCUGUCUUCAACACAGCUCGUCGUGUCGCUUCCCAGAUCCCUUAUGUUGGUGUUCCCUUCGCUUUUGGCUACUGGGUUUACUCUUCAGCCAUUAAAGAACAUGCUUACCUCAACUCCAAGGCUGGACAUGCCGCUCAUGAAGGGGCACAUUAA